Molecule: messenger RNA, 789 nt
Organism: Humulus lupulus (European hop)
Lineage: Eukaryota; Viridiplantae; Streptophyta; Magnoliopsida; Rosales; Cannabaceae
Exons: 5
Coding region: 1-789 (262 amino acids)
Source: RefSeq, a predicted model, not a curated record
AUGAAGUCUAUUGCAAUAGACAGUGAUGGUCGUUUGGAAGUUAAGUUUAACUCAAAGGGACAACCAAUAGGUGCAACAUCAAUAUCUUUGUCUUCAUUUUUGGGUGCACUUGUUAGAGAAAUUGUACCAAUAACGAUAAAAGAUUUGAGGAAGAUUCCUCUAGAAAUGAAAGAGGUCUUAUGGAAAUCUAUUCAGGCAAGAUAUAAGGUUGACAAAGAUUGGCAAAAGAACUAUAUAUUCAAAAGUAUGGCAGAUAUUUGGAGAGCUUCAAAAUCAAGGCUAGUUACUAAAAUAACAAAGACACCAAAUGAAGAAGCAAGAUUGAAACUAAAGCCUGAUAAUAUUAAAUCCAUGAAUGAGUGGAAAAGUUUUGUUAAGGAAAAAAAUAGUGCUGAGUUUAAGGCUACAAGUGAGAAAUUCAGAAAAAUACGGACAAAGCAACUACCCCACACUUGUAGUCGCAAAGGUUAUGCAAGAUUGAUUGAUGAAUUGAUGAACCAUAGUGAAACCAAAACACCACCUUCUAGAGUUGAUGUUUGGACCAAAGCACAUAAGAAGAAAAAUGGCGAACCAAUAAAUUCAGAAGUGGCUAAAGCUUUUGAUUUGGUUGAAGAAUAUAAGAAAGAUCCUGCUAUGUCUUCAACUACAAGUGUUAAUGGAGACAUCCUCACAAAAGUCCUUGGUCCUGAAAAAAAUACAUACAUGAGAGCUUUUGGAAGAGGAGUUACUCGGUCAAAGUUGCAAAUUGUGUCAGAAAGAGAUGACCAUCUGAUGAAGAUAGAAGGUUAA